This is a messenger RNA of Didymodactylos carnosus, 1720 nucleotides long. The record is from the annotation of a GenBank genome assembly. Lineage: Eukaryota; Metazoa; Rotifera; Eurotatoria; Philodinida; Philodinidae.
AUGGUCCGGUCAGGUUUCGAACCUGCCUUCGUGAGUGACAUGAUCAGGCCUGUUAUACCAAUCGAUGACUUUCAUACAAAUGCAGACGAUCAGCAUCUUGAAACUUUCGGUCUUAUCUGGCUUGAUGUUAAUCCAAAUGUUAAGGAGUUGCAAGAUACACAGCAAAAGUUACGUUCUAUCAUUAAUCAGCUGAAGAGGUUUCAAUAUGUAGAACAAUGCCAAAACUAUAUUAAAGAACGAACACAAAAAGAUCGAUUAGUAAUGAUUGUUAGUGGUCGCUUGGGAAGAGAAAUCGUUCCUUCUAUUCAUAAACUUCGACAAGUUAUUUCCAUCUAUGUGUACUGCAUGGAUAAGAAAAGUAACGAACAAUGGGCUUCCAAAUUUGCAAAAGUAAAAGCUGUUGUUGUUGAACCUGAUGAGCUUGUAUCUCGAAUUAAAGCUGAUCAUAAAAUUCAUAAAAAGGUUGAAGAACCCUUGUCAAUUAAUUUUUUUAAUAAAAGUGCCAGUGCUGGUAAAUCAACAAUUGGUGUAAAUGGUCAGUUCGUUUUUUCUCAAGUUCUCAUUGAUUGUCUUCUACGCUUAAAAUCCAAUCAACAAGAUAAAAUAGAACUCGUUAAUCAUUGUAAACAGCAAUAUGAAGGUAACAAUCCUGAACUGGAGAAUAUUCGUGAAUUUGAAAAGGAUUAUUUAUCUGGCAAAGCUUUAUCGUGGUACACAAAAGAAUCAUUCCUUUACAAGACUCUUAAUUCUGCUCUACGCGCCCAAGAUAUUCAUUUAAUCUUUUUAUUUCGUACAAUUAUCUCCGAUAUUUACCGUCAAUUGCAAAGUUAUCAAGCUAAACAGUCUCUACGAGUUUAUCGAAGCCAGAUGAUAUCAAGCGAUGAACUGCAACAUUUGACACAGUGCUGUGAUCAAUUUAUUUCAGUAAACUCAUUUUUUUCCACCAGUACUGAUAAAAAUCAAGUACUUGCAUUUCUCGAGAUUCCUGAAGGUGUAGAGAAUUUAGAACCAGUAUUAUUUGAAAUUGAUGCCGAUCCUAAGAUGGUUACGACAAAACCAUUUGCAGAUAUCAGUACAGAUAGCGAAUUUAGUGAUGAAUCUGAAGUCCUCUUUAUGAUUGGUUCUAUUUUUCGUUUGAAGAGCGUCAAUCGUAAUAGUAAUAGUAAAGUAUGGACUAUCCAAAUUAGUUUAUGUAGUGAGCAUCAGCAUGACUUAGAAGAAGUUCUUAUGCAUAUCAAGCAACAAACUGGAAGCGGAGAAACAAAUCUUCACACAUUAGGAAAAAUAUUAUGGGAGAUGGGAAAGUUUGAUUUAGCUGAACAAUAUUUUACUCGCCUAUUAAAAGAACUACAACCUGAUGAUCCCUUACUUGGUAAUCUAAACGAAGAUCUUGCCAAACUCGCAUCACAGACCGGCGACUAUGAUAAAAGUGUUAAUUGGCGUAAAAAAGCUAUCGAAUUCAGAAAGGAACAUCCUUUAACUCCUAUUCCUACCAAUGUAAAAAAAAAGUGAAAAAAAAUACUUUUAAGUACUUUUCAUAUUAAUAAAGUAAAAUAAAUUAAAAUUUCCCACUAUUUUUCACUCUUUAUAGUACUUUUCCUACUUUCUGAAGUACUUUAUGAGGCAGUGCACGAGAAGAACGAACUAAUUUGCUCAAUAAACUUACACAAAAUUUUUUUUCUCAAACUCUCAGAGUAAGAAGUGGCACGAAAGUUGCACG